Messenger RNA from Colletotrichum truncatum, 1425 nucleotides. Its product is annotated as peroxisomal biogenesis factor 2. Lineage: Eukaryota; Fungi; Ascomycota; Sordariomycetes; Glomerellales; Glomerellaceae. Gene Ontology annotation, molecular function: zinc ion binding. Gene Ontology annotation, cellular component: peroxisomal membrane. The record is from RefSeq and is a predicted model, not a curated record. Gene Ontology annotation, biological process: protein import into peroxisome matrix.
AUGACGUCGACCAACUUUGCGCAAGCGCAGCAGCGCCUGGCAGCUCGACGACAAGCCCGCGAGGCCGAUACUGCUGCCCGGAUCGCGGCGCAGCGCGAAUCAUCACGAGCACGCGCCCAGAUCGAUCGUCUACCCUUUCCCUUCAGCAGGCUUGGUUCGGCAUGGGAUGCUGUCUCGUCGCAAGAUGGCACACGCCCUGCCUUCAGAGUUGGACAGGUUGACGCGGAACUACUGGAUGACGAGUUGCUGGAGCUUCUGCGCGGUCAGGUCGGCGACGCACUCAAAUACUUUGCUGGCGGCCACCUGAAAGACGACUGGUCAGCCGAGAUUCUCUUAGCUUUGCGUGCUGUGCUUUUCAAGCUCACAAUUUGGGACCAUGAUGCGACCUACGGUGCGGCCUUACAAAAUCUCAAAUACACGGAUGCGAGGAGUGACGGCCCCGUCCUGGUUCCACCAUCAAAGUGGCAGAAGUCACUAUACGGGCUGGCCACUGUAUUUGGAAAAUACGGCUGGGACAAGUGGGAGAACUGGUUGCUGGAAAACGAUGAUGGAUACAGCGACCCUAGCCCUCGUCUGCAGCGGCUUUCACGGAUCACGUCGAAGAUCACAACCCUCCAUGCCGGAGCAGCCUUUGUAUCAUUCCUCGUCUUUCUUCUGCAAGGGAGAUAUCGGACACUCUUGGAUAGAGUACUACGGAUGCGCUUGGCUCCGCCAACGAGCCAUGUGAGCCGUGAGGUGUCCUUCGAAUAUCUCAACCGGCAGCUCGUCUGGCAUGCCUUCACCGAGUUUCUGCUCUUUGUCCUCCCACUCAUUGGCAUCAAUCGUUGGAGGAGGUGGAUAUCCCGAACAUGGCGCAAGACGAAGCAACUGAUCACUACGAGCGGAGAUGAAGACAAGUCAGCCAAUGGAGAGUACGGCUUUUUGCCUGAGCGAACUUGUGCCAUCUGCUACCAGGAUCAGAAUGCUUUGGCAACUACUGAAAACGAGAUUAUGGCUGCAGCCGCGUCGAGCGGAGUGAUUGGCUCAUCCCAGACAGAUAUCACCAACCCGUACGAGACUAUCCCGUGUGGUUGCAUUUACUGCUUCGUCUGCCUUGCAACUCGCCUCGAGCGGGAAGAGGGCGAGGGUUGGACAUGUCUUCGGUGCGGUGAGCUUGUCAAGGAGUGCAAGCCCUGGAGCGGUGAUGUUCUGGAGCCCCCUAGGAAGUCACCCACAUCCAAAGUGGUGGCAUUCUCAGAAGACGCCAAGGAACCUGAGAUUGACUCUGAGGGCGGAGAGGAACAAGACGGCGAGGCAAAUACCGACGUCGACUUCGUUGACGUGCCACAAGACAAACAAUAUUCUACCGAUUCUACAGAUACCGAAGACUCGGAGGGUUUCGAAGAAACUAUGGACAACGAAGAAGACGAAGUUGGUGUUUUGUAA